AUGUCUCGCUUCGCAGCGUUCUACUCUCGUUCUUUUGCUCAAAGACCUUGGUUGACACUAGCAGUGACCAAUGGCGGACUCAGCGUAGUGGCCGACGCGUUAGCCCAAACUUUCGAGCUGUCACAAGCGCAAAAAAGCGGCAACACCACUUCAUCCAGCGGCAGCGGCUUUGAUCUCGCUCGCAGUGCCAGGUUCCUAGCUUUCGGAUCAGCCAUGGCUCCGCUUUUGGCCGAAUGGAACAAGUUCAUAGAGCUCAAAUUUCCCUUGAGGACCGGUGGGCCUGGCUCCAGUGCUGGUCAUGCAAAGACGGGCAGUGGUCUGCCGCUCAAUUCUCACGAGAUGGGAAAAUUGGGCAGUCCAAAGGGCAAAGGGAGCAGCGGUGCGGCAGCUCGAUACUCUACCGCUGCAGCUGCGAACAUGGGCAAAGUCAGCUUCUUGGCGCUAGGCAAGCGAGUCAUUGUGGACCAAGGCACAUUGUAAGUCGCUGUCGGAUCCUUAGCAUUCCGAUUCUGCGCCGGAUAGCUCCACCUCGAACUUUCACAAUGACCAAUCUCACGGCGUCCAUCUCUUUGAUCUCAGUGCACCGUUCGGUCUCGCACUCUUCGUCGGCUUCAUGGGGCUCAUGGAGGGCAGAGAUAUGGCGGGCAUCGGCGAGAAGUUCUCGAGCGUGAGUACACAAGGUGGACAAAAGCGGAUGGAGGGCGAGCGCCACCAAAAGUGUCAGAAUGAAUCGUCUCGAACAUACCUGAUUCGCCUCGAUCGUACCGGCAUCAGAUGUACUGGCCCGCUCUUUUAGCGAAUUGGCAAGUUUGGCCCCUGA
Molecule: messenger RNA, 820 nt
Organism: Ceraceosorus bombacis
Lineage: Eukaryota; Fungi; Basidiomycota; Exobasidiomycetes; Ceraceosorales; Ceraceosoraceae
Source: the annotation of a GenBank genome assembly